GAGAUCAAUGCGAUCGAUGCUUUCCCAGGCUAACACGAGGCCCCGUGGGCCUGGGAAGCUGGACCACGUACGACUGACUCAUAAUCCUCCACGAAUUGAAUGAAUACAGCCGAAGCAGCUGAAGAAAGCUUUGCCACAGAGAUAUUUUCAUGGAAUCCAACCAAACGCAACCGUUAAUUUUCAGGGUUACACUGCAUAAUUCCAUACUGGCAUUUUCAUGGUUCCCGGGCUUCCCGUGUCAAGUCGGAGCUCGGAAUGUCUUCUCCAAUGGCGAUUGGCCUCUCUCCGCGUUGUUCCUCCUCUACCUAUCUCAGUACUCAUCCAUCCGUCAGCAAGCCUGUGCAGAGGACUUCCUAUAGACUCUACUGCUCGAUUCCUUCAAAAACAGCGCCAAAUCCGUCUCCCCUGAAGCGAGCUACAGCUUCCCUCUCGUCGCCACCAGAGCCGAAACCUGCAGCUUCCACUGAGCAGAAUGAGAGACCCGACCCCAGCAAGUCGUCCGGAUCCUCUGUGCUCGACCUCGUUCCCCUUUUGAGAGAGGGAUUUAUGCUUAACGAGCUCGGUUUGGAGAUAUUGUCCAUUGCAUUGCCUGCAGCGCUAGCUUUGGCAGCUGACCCUGUCGCGUCCUUGGUGGACACCGCCUUUGUUGGUCAUAUUGGGUCUGUUGAGUUGGCAGCUGUCGGGGUGUCAGCUUCCAUAUUCAAUCUCGUAUCCAAACUGUUCAAUGUUCCCUUGCUUAACAUCACAACAUCAUUUGUUGCUGAAGAGCAGGCCUUGUUGGUCAAGGACAGUGAUGAUUCUAGUCAGCCUAGCAAUGGUCUUGUCAUUGAGCACCAAACAAAGAAGUUCCUCCCCUCAGUAUCAACUUCUUUGGGGCUCGCCGCCUGCCUCGGGAUUGCAGAAACUGUUGCACUCUCAGCUGGGUCAGGAUUCUUGAUGAAUUUGAUGGGUAUAAAUGUUGAUUCACCAAUGCGAAUACCAGCUGAACAGUUUUUGACUUUGAGAGCCUUUGGUGCUCCAGCAAUUGUAAUUGCGCUUGCUGCACAAGGCACAUUUCGUGGAUUUAAGGACACAAAGACACCUUUUUAUGCUAUAGGUGUUGGCAACUUAUUAAAUGCUGUACUUGAUCCAAUUUUGAUCUUUCUGUUCAGUCUUGGCAUUGGCGGGGCUGCAAUUGCUACUGUGAUUUCUGAGUAUUUAAUAGCAUUAAUCCUUCUGUGGAAAAUGAAUGAUGAAGUGUUGUUAAUCUCUCCAAAUGUUGAUGGUGGAAUAGUGGUCCGAUAUCUAAAAUCUGGUGGUCUUCUUAUUGGGAGAACCUUGGCAGUUAUCGGCACUAUGACUUUAGCAACAUCCUUGGCUGCACGAGAGGGCCCUAUACCUAUGGCUGGUUAUCAAAUUUGCACUCAAGUUUGGUUAGCUGUAUCCCUGCUUACUGAUGCUUUAGCAAUUGCUGGUCAGGCUCUUCUUGCCCGUGGCUAUUCCCAAGGAAACUACAAGCAAGCACGCGAAGUGGUAUACAUGGUCCUACAGAUAGGCGUAGCAACUGGAGUUUCUUUGGCUGCUAUUCUUUUUCUUGGAUUUGGAGCCUUUUCGCGGUUAUUCACUGGAGAGUCAGAAGUUCUGGAAAUUGCCUGGUCUGGUAUUCUGUUUGUUGCUGGAUCUCAACCAGUAAAUGCCGUGGCAUUUGUCAUUGAUGGGCUUUACUACGGGGUUUCUGAUUUUGGUUAUGCUGCGUACUCCAUGGUGCUUGUGGGACUAGUUUCCUCUGCAUUCCUAGUCGUGGCAGCUCCUAGGUUCGGACUUGCUGGAGUUUGGACCGGGUUGUUUCUCUUGAUGAUGCUCCGUGUAGCAGCCGGCAUCUGGAGAUUAGGGACGCAGGGCGGACCAUGGAAAAUGAUUUGGUCCAACUCAGAAGAUGAUAAUAUGGGAGGUCAAGUACGGUGAGGGCAAUCUUCCCAUGCCAUAUACAAAAAGACCAAUGAACACAAUUUUUAAAAGGGAUAGACCAGCGAGCCUUUCCAGAAUCUUGUCAGGAUGAUCUAAAAUGAGAGAGAUCAUAAUAUUCUAUGAUGUUUGCUGGAUUUACCAGUGAGGGUGAGCCAGUGAGGGGCCUCCGAUUAUCAUUCUGACAAUAGCCAUGGAGUUCAAUGGUGAUUGUCCAGAAUGAAGAGCAGAGGUAUCCUGUCUUUCAGCACAUAAUGUCCAUGGGAAACAUCUGCGGUCAUGGCUCAUUCCCAUGACUUCGUAUGUGCUAGAUUCCCCAGUCGCAUUAGAGAUGUAUAUAACCAUUGCCAAGGUAAAAUCUGUUCGGUAUGGGAGGAAAUUGUAUUCAAAUGUGUAGUUCUUUAGAACUGCACAUUGGACAAAACAACAGUGCUUCAAUAGAGAUGAAUUAUGUA
Molecule: messenger RNA, 2399 nt
Organism: Punica granatum (pomegranate)
Lineage: Eukaryota; Viridiplantae; Streptophyta; Magnoliopsida; Myrtales; Lythraceae
Source: RefSeq, a predicted model, not a curated record